Molecule: messenger RNA, 12221 nt
Organism: Doryrhamphus excisus (bluestripe pipefish)
Lineage: Eukaryota; Metazoa; Chordata; Actinopteri; Syngnathiformes; Syngnathidae
Gene: pdzd2
Product: PDZ domain containing 2
Molecular function (GO): cytokine activity
Source: RefSeq, a predicted model, not a curated record
AUCCUCAUCCUGGUAUAAAACACGCACCGUCUUUCAAAGCCAUGUGUAUAACCAUAUCUGGACUGCUACAAUCCCAGAUGCAAGAGUUAGCAGAUCCGCUAGUAGAUCCUUGAGGAGAUCCUCUUAUUUUCUCCCUUGACUUUGCUAUGGUGCGGUUGCUAAGCAACACCUCAUGUCAACAUCGACAGUCGAUUAGCCGAAUUAGCUUUUAUAGCGAGGUUUGUUGUUAGUCGGACUCGAUGCCGCGGGUCGCUUGCAUUGCUAGCAUAGCACUGCUAGCAUAGUAACGGCUGAUCGUCUGUUAUCGUGAGUACAAUCCUCCCGCUUGUCCAAAUUAAGGCAAACAUCAUUAUCUGACACAUUGGCAUCGUUUAAAACAAUAAUACAACAUUCUAUCUACAUUUGUAGGUCAGAAAAGUGGGAAAAGCAUAAAAGGUCCCCUUCACGGUCAAUGUAAUACAAAAAGUAUCCAGCAGAUGGAGACAAAAGACAGGAUGGUGGGAGACCAGAGUGGAUGGGCACCUGGGGUCACAUACCAUAUAGUCGCCCCCGCUUGUGGGAAAUACUGUCAACCUUCCCCGUGACCAGGAGCGCCAUUCAAUUACAAAAAACAACAUAUAAAUAGACGUCAAAAAUGUAAUACAUUUAAUCUACAAAUGUUAACAUGUCAACAAUAGUGAAACAAAUGUCAAAUGCACAAUGCAUAUGGAUUGUUACCUCCAGGAUAUGACUGUAAAUUUGUGGUCUAUAAUUUACCUAUGGGUCAAACAAUAACAAAAUCAGUUUUAAGGUUGCUAUAUUUGACUAUGAAGUAUGAUGUGGUUCAAUAUGAGAAUGUUUGUCAACGUUUUUGUUAUUGAUUUCUAAACGUUUGUAUUUGUGAGUGUUUUUUUUUUUAAAUACCUCUCGGCCGCCGUAGAUUUGAGUUAUGGCGGCCAGGAAUAAACCGUUAAAAAAAUAACGUGAAGAAAUAAAACCGUACCAAAAUUGAAACACGCCGUUAAAAAGCAACACAAAGGUACAUAGAUGAUUAAAAAGUGCUUUUUAAAUGGUAAAAGUGGUGUAAAUAGUUGAAUGGAGGCGGAGUCAGGGUAAUAACAACGUCGUCGUGGAUGUUUUGGCUCCGCCUGGCUGACAAAUGUCGCUCGAUUCCCCAAAGCAUUUGAAUCUAACCUUUUUCUUCAACUACCUUCGAUGCUAAGCAACAAGGGAUUGGAAAAGGUUGUUUUUGUUUCUGAGAUGUUUUAUUUAUGUCGUGUUUUAUAUUCACGAAGACUUUGGUGCGCGAAGCCACUUUGUGCUGAAUCGCUAUUUAUUUUAUUGGACUUUAAAAGUGCAUGUUUUACGGUAGAUGUGCUUUUCUAAGUUAGUAUCAUUUCUUGUCUUGUUUACAACAUUACCAUAUGGACAUUCAAUGCGUUUUGACCUGGAAUGGACAGUCAGCUUCAAGAUGGAUCGCCAUGCAGACUAAGGUAUUGGUGUGAUGGUGCAAAAGCCGGAGCAGCUUUAUGCCAGGAAUCCAGGCACCUCCAUAAUCACUUGGAAUAUUGAAUGGAAGUUGAAGUUUCCUCGGGAUGGACUCCGGCGACCAGUGUUGGCUUUACCAUGGUCAUUUUUUUAGAUUGAUUUGACGGCGUCAGUGCACCACGGACUCCUUGUGCCCGUGUUUACAUUUGGCGGCAUCAACACUGUUGUUGGUGAGGGAGCCUCAGUCGGCCCAGGAUGCCAGGAUGCCCAUCUCCCAGGACAAUGCCCUCAGCAUCCUUCCACUGCUCAAGGAGUGGCUUGGAGCUCAGGCUGAGAGAUCACACCAGAGUCACGACCUGACUCUGGAAACUUGUGGCAGCAAGGGCUGCUGCCAAAAUGGGGAUCAAGUAUGCGGUUGCAGUGACAUUAGUAGAAUUCACGUGGAGGACUUGCCCCUGUGUCUGGACGCCAUCCGUAAGCUGGUCGAGUACAUCAACUUCAAUUUCAUGGAGGACGACACGGCUCCAUCGUGCGACCUGCCAUCCUACAACGAAGGCUCGGAUGUUGAAGUUCAUGCCGUUUCCGUCAGGAAAAAGGAAGGGGACACAGCGGAUUUUGGCUUGAGCUUUGGUAACAUCCCAAUUUUUGGGGACCCGGAUGGAAGAAAAAAGGGAGGGCCGAGGAGGAGACGAGAUCAGAGUCCCAUCAUGCAUGUGGGCUGCAUCUGGGUGACGGAAGUGAGAAAGGGAAGCCCGGCAGCCUGUUGUGAGAGAAUCAAACUGAGGGAUGAGCUGCUAUCACUGAAUGGACAGCUGAUGGUGGGAGUAGAUGUUGGUGGAGCCAGUUACCUGGCCGAUCAGUGCUGGAACGGAGGCGACAUCUACCUUGUCCUGCUGCGACGGUUCAAACGCAAGGCCCCUCCGCCUCCGUGUCGCUUCGAUGGCUGCCUCAGCACGUCCGUCAGCCAUGACAGCUGGGAUGAACAGCCACCGUGCACGGCUUCCUCCGACUCCGCUGAUAGUCCAUCAACGUGCAAACGCACACGCAAGUUUGGCGUCAUUUCACGGUCGCCCUGCAAAGACAAAGACAGCAUCGACUCGGAAUACUCGAGUUACUACAGUGACCUCAGCACCUUGGACGGUAAAGGAGUCGACUCGGGACAUAUCUUCUCCACGCGUACUUCGAUAGAGGACAGUCAUGGCACCUUUCGUCAACUGAGAGCUGAUCACCAUCAUCGCCUCAGUGGAGGCACUGCUACUCUUCCUUCGAGAAGUCAUCGGCAACUCUUGGAAACUAAAAGGGAUUCUCUUUCCAGUCAACUUUCGAAUCAGCCAAGAGAUGGUUGCCAUAUCUGGAAGAUGCACCUAGUGAAAGGUGAAGAGGGCUUGGGCAUCCAGAUAACGGGCGGGCGUGGCUCCAAGCGCUCUUCACAGGGCAUUAACAUCGCCCACAUUGAGGAGGGAGGAACAAUCCACAGAGACGGCCGUCUUCAAGCUGGUGAUGAGUUGCUGAUGAUUAAUGGUCAGUCUCUUGUGGGGCUUACCCAUCAGGAGGCGGUCUCGGUUCUCCGCUCUGCUACUGGACUUGUCCAGCUUGUUGUCGCCAGCAGGGAGGAAUCUGAUGUCGGCUUCCAUCACUUCCCAUCCACCAGUCUGCCAGAUCUGUUGACUAACCUGGAGAAACUAGAGGACACGAGCCUGACAGGGUCGUGCUGCAGCCCUGCACCCUUAAAGCUCUAUCACCAGUCCCAGGGAGGAAGUAGUCGUUUGGAGUCGGUGGGUGAAGAUGAUGAGUUCUUUGCAGAGAACGGCUUGGAGAGUUGUGACAUUUUGGAGAAGUCGUCCAAGUCGGGCAGACGGAAACACUCCUUACCCCAACAGCUCGAUACCGCUGGAGAAAGACCGGAAUAUCAGAUCAUUAAGAAAUCAGCACGCUCAUUAAGUACUGUUCAAGUGGAAUCACCAUGGCGACUUGCACAGCCGUCUAUUAUCUCCAGCAUCGUGCUGAUGAAAGGCCAAGGGAAGGGCCUCGGCUUUAGUAUCGUCGGUGGGCAGGAUUCAGCACGGGGCCAAAUGGGGAUCUUUGUCAAGACCAUUUUCUCUCACGGUGCCGCAGCAGCGGAUGGACGACUAAAAGAGGGAGAUGAGAUUCUGGAAGUUAACGGAGAGUCUCUCCAAGGACUGACACACCAACAAGCCAUCCAGACUUUCAAGCAACUCAAAAAAGGUGUUGUGUCGUUGACAAUUCGAACUCGCCUGCGGAGCCCCAGUCUCACACCCUGUGCAACCCCCACCAUUCUAAGCCGCUCCAGUUCACCCAACUCCAAUGCCAGCGGGGGGGCGCCCAUUCCAAUUGAUGAGACCGAUGGUAGGAGGGGCCCUGGUCCGAAGGACUGCAUCAUCAUGGAAGUCACGCUUGAUAAAGAGCCUGGAGUCGGUCUAGGGAUUGGAGUUUGUUUCCUCACGCCGGAAAACUCCGCUCCUGGCAUCUACAUCCACAACCUUGCGCUGGGUUCUGUGGCCAAGAUGGACGGCAGGCUCAGUCGGGGGGAUCAGAUCCUGGAGGUGGACUCUGUGAAUCUUCGUUUUGCUGCUCUCAGCGAGGCCUACGCCAUCCUCAGUGAAUGUGGCCCCGGGCCAGUCAGUCUCAUUAUUAGUCGGCACCCUAAUCCCAAGGUAUCGGAGCAGGAGAUGGAUCAUUUCAUAGCUCGGUCCACACACCGGAACAAAAUGAAGAGCCGACAAUCAUCCAAUUCCCAAGGUUUUUCCUGUAAGAGCCCAUCUGACAGCCAAGGAGAUGGACUGCAUGCCCUCAGCUGGACUAUGAAGAGAUUUCUUGAUCCAGCCAGUAGGGGGUCUCUUAGCUCAGAGACGGAGCUAUUACAACACUUCUCCUCGGACAUUCCUAGCCACACAUUCCUGACAUCGCGGGGCUCAAAUAGCGAUGAAACAUUCCACCAACAAAGCUGCAACACCUCCAUAGAGGACAUUGCAUCCCAGCCUCAGGGAAUCUCCUCAUCUGGAACCGAUGUGGACCAUGACACCUUGUACAAAGCUGAUGAUCACGUUGAGGCAUUUGGCUCACCCGCGGUUGUAUCCGAUUCCACCACGGUGCGGAGCCCGCUUCUUCGCCAACGAAGGAUAAUGCGUUACGACGACGAGCUAAGCAAAGAGGAAGACGCGGUAUCGUUGGAUGUAGAAGAAGAUGGCAACGGCAGACAUAUCAGUAAUGAUGUGAUGAUACCACUGUAUGGAAGUUGCGAUACCAAUGACUCCAAGGCCCUUGGUUCAGAGUCACCCUUCCUGCCAAUCCGUUGCCUUGGAGAGCCCACAACAGGUGAAGAUCUGUUGGAUCAUGCAGUGGCACCGGCCAAAACCAAAAGCAGCGUUGAAUCUCCGAAUUUGACCGAGCAGCAAAAGUCAAAUGUUGAUGAACCAUCAUCAGAUCAGAAGACACAAUGUGGGAAAACAUCCGUGACAGAAAGCGAAUCGAUACCCCUCUGUACCAACGUACAGACAAGUGAGCUGUCUGGCGUUUGCACUCUCGAGACCGUGACUCUGACGAGGUGUGCGAACGAAUCUUUUGGGCUGGACUUGGAGAUCAUGGCGUCCCCUCUGAAAGUUGUCAUCAACAGAUUAAAAUCUGGAGGAGCAGCAGAAAGGGAAUCCAAAGGAGUCUUGUGUCCUGGUGAUGAGAUCGUAACCAUUGGCGAAACACUGGUGAGCUCCUCCAGCUACCGGGAAAUCUGUGAACUCAUGGAUAACCUUCCUAUGACGCUGUCUUUGGAGGUUAAGAAACCUGUCUCAGCUGUAGUUGGGCUGCCCACACUGAAGAAGUCCUCGGGGAGCAGUGAUGGAGCCAUAAGCCUGAUCCCAGACAAAUCCCUUCGGGGAUCAUCGGAUGAGGACCAAGGAUUAAAUGCAAAUAUCCAACAUUCGAACCCCAAACCCCAAACAAACCAUGACGGUCCUACACCUAUCUCUAACAUUGAUGAUAUCAUACAAGAAAUGAGCCACAUCGUCGAUCGUUCCCCCGCCAUUACACCUGCAGAAAACAUAUGUGAGAGUGACAACCUUCAAGUUCCAUCCCUGCAGAGUCCCCAGCACGAUUCCCCAAUGUAUGCUUUGAAUGAAAACUGUACCCUCCUUUCAAAUUCUCCUACGCAUGCCAACCAAAGUAAGGAAUGCAUAUCUACAGCUUCAGAUAGAUUAUGCCCACAAAGGUUCAAUACCUUGCAUAAAGGGAAAGACCACAAAGGAGAUAUCAGUGAUUCAAGUGGUGACAAGCUCAAUUCCAAUCUCGAAGAGAAAGAGCAUCACUGUCCCUGCGAUGACCAAGUACUUGCUGCAGAUGUACAUGCAAACGCAACAUCAAACGGGUAUUUGCCUUCGCACCCUGCCAGUGAGAAGAAAAAGAGUCGCGUGGUUCUUGGCUCCCAACGGGCGAACGUCUCAGCCACAGAGAAACUACGCCCACCUUCACAUGCAACGUCGCCAUCCCGUAUGGAGAGCAAAAUUAAUAGUGAGGUUGACUCGGACUCUGGUAAACAUAACCAGGCCUUUAAUACUACAAGCAUCGGUAUUCACGGCAACCUCCCCCCACUUGAUUGUCCCGAUUACAAUACCGCUACGAUGUUGCCUUGUGAUGCCUUGUUGGACUCUGAUGCAUUGAAGCAGAAGACUUACCAUGUAACCACUGACGGUUCAAGUAGAACCGAGUCUACAACUGAUCAAAUCUCAAAUGCUAGACCAAUCCCCGCCUUUUGUGAUACAUUCCAAGUCGACAAUAGCCCUAAACUUAAGGGUCUACGGAUAAAGACCAAUAAAGCACCAGAGGAGCCAUCCCACAAUCAUACCAAGAAUCCGAGUCCAGUUCUUUCAAACAUCGACAUGGUCUUGAACCAGCCAGGAGAGUUAGCAUCAGAGGACACAAGCGUUCCCAAUUUGAAGGCCAGUAACCAGCAUGAUAGAAACAGUGUAGCCCUACCCAAAUGUGGUCUACAAAGGACUGAGCGUGAGGCUUCAGAUGACUCAUUUGGACCCAUCAUUUCAAACGAGAAGACCAAUAACGACGGAGGUGUCACGCCAACGUCAAAACCCCAGAAACUUUUACACCAACCUGCCACUCAGAGAACGUUCAUAGAAGUUAAACUCUACUCUUUAUCAAGUACCUCGCACCCUACGGCAAACGAGCGCACUACGGACUCAAAGAGCUCGUCAUUCGCUAAUGCGGGCACCAGCGUAGUCCCACAUUCCAAAUCCAUACUACGGACAACAAAUUGCAUUUUUGGUGAACUAAAGAAAAGCCAUUCGGCAACAAACGAUAACCUGAAAGCUACCGCGGAGACAAGUGAUCAACCGACGUCUGGUAUCUCCAAACUGUACAAGAAAACAAUGCUGAGGCGAAGCUUUAUCACAGACACGCCCUUUUCCGUGGACUACAAUCCCUUCUCUGUCCAACACAAAAUAAAGUCUUUCGAAAACCUGGCUCACUUUGACAAACGUUUGGCUAAAAGUGAUAUUCAGUCAUACGCUUUGGCGUACGGAACCUCGCUAAACCAAAGGAUUGCUGGUUAUCUUGGCUUAACGAACUCAUUUGACUACCAGACACGCCAACAGCUAUCGACCCCCCUAUCAGUAAAACCUCAGUCAAACAUGGCUUUGAUAAACCUCCACCCUCCAUUUGGGAGCUCUAAUGCAGGUUACCCGACAAAGGACGGUCUUGUCUCGAAAGUCCUGAUGAAAGUUCCUGAUGUGACACCAGGAACCCCGCCGGUUGUGCGGAGGAAAAAUGCCCGACUGUCUUGCCACCGGUUGCGGCAGUCCAGGGCUCUCAGUAUGCCUGAACUGGGGAAGCUAAGCACAGGCGACUUGUUGGCCGGAAUAGAUGAUGUGGGAGAGAAAACUGAGACUUUGGCUUCUUCACCUUCUGCAACAAAAGAAGGGACGACAAAAGAAAGCCAGAUUAACAGUGGAUCCACGCAAGAAACACAUGAAAGAAACUCUGAGGUCCUUGGACAACAAUCUGGCUCGUCAAUCAUGUUCAAAGAUGUAGCAUCUUCUCCUGUUCAAACGCUUCCAUUGACUCGGACAAACAAGACGUCCGUCCCUGCUCAGCUUAAGGAAAGCAAAGCGUUCAUAGAGGUGAGCAACCAUACACACCUUGUGGUCCUGCAUAAAGAGGAAGGCUCCGGGCUUGGCUUUAGUAUCGCUGGAGGAAGUGACCUCGAGCAGAAGAUAAUCACUGUCCAUCGGGUCUUCAGCAAAGGUGCGGCAAGCCUGGAGGGCACCAUCCUCAGGGGUGACCAAAUCCUAUCCAUAAAUGGCACAAGUCUGGAAGGAAAAACCCACGGGGAGGCUGUUUCUUGCCUACAUCAAGCUAAAGGCUCAAAUCCUGCCUUAGUGCUUAUUUGCAGGGGUGUUAUUAAUGAAAAGAGUACUGAAAAGCAUGACUCGGGACAUAAGCCACAGAUGGGCUUCUCGACCUUCAAGACGUCUUUGGAGAAAAGACCAGGUCCAGAUGGGGUUUUGAAAGUUGAGCUUCACAAGACGUCUGCUGGCCUUGGCUUCAGCCUGGAUGGCGGAAAAUCCUCAAGUCACGGAGACAAGCCCCUAACUGUGAAACGCAUUUUCAAAGGAGGCGCUGCUGAGCUGUCCGGGCUGAUCGAGGUUGGCGAUGAGGUCUUGUCCAUCAAUGGAUUGUCUCUGGAGGGUCUCAUGCAUCACGACGCCUGGAAAAUCAUCAAGGCUACGAACGACGGGACCAAUCACCUUACCAUCCGCAAGUCCAGUGAACGUCUGUAAUCUACGUUUGUGGUACAUCUUGAUGUUUGCAGUGACGUGCGGUGAGGUUCAUGGCUGGCGAGGUACUGACUUCUUUGGAGUUUUUCAUAAAAAAAAAUAAAUAACACGGGUUGCUCGUUAUGAGGAUAACCAAAAAAAAGAGGAGAAUAAUUCAUUUUGUUGAAAUAAAUGUUUUCAGGUACAUCUUAGAAUCUAUUUAUUUGGUUUUAAAAAAACUUUUAUGUAUAUGAAGUACACACAGGCUUCCCUUCUCCAGUAAAAGUUAAGAUACUUUGUUGUAAAAGUCAGAUCACCUCCUGGUGAGCUUGGGUAUAUCAUUUUAUUCAUUCAUUCAGCAGAGUUUCAAAAGAUAUUGAAUGCUUUGUGGAAGGAUGUCAGUGACGAGCACCUUCCAAAGCAUGCCCCCCCUACAGGAAGCAGUGGUACUGCAAAAAAAAAAAAACGUAUUUAUUAAAAACAAAAAAUUUUUAAAAACUUUGCUUUGGUUCCAAUUUUCUCUCUGAUAAAACAUUCCACUGUUCUCCAAUAUCUUAAUUUUUAUUUUUCUACACAAAAUAAGAUGAAAAAUAAAUAAACAAAUCAAGAAUAAAGAAAAUCAAUCAAUCAGUAAUAAAUAAAUAAAUAUAAUAAUAAUAAUAAAAACUUAAGAAAGCACAUAUAGUUGGUGGGUAUACAAAUUAUUUUUUUCAUAUUAAAAUGAACAAAGCAUUAUUAGAGCCCUGUAGACAUGACAAAACACGACUAUAGUCACAUUUAUACUCUUUUUAUUUACAACAUAUUGCGCAACUGCGGGGUCUUGAGACACAUGCUAACUCGCAAACUAGAGAGCUAGCGACCUAAACGGUAGCCUUCAAGUUAUUUCCUUUCAACUUAAAUAGCCAAAAACUUACCACUUCCACACGGAUAGGGAGGAUAACUAUUAACAGUUAUUUAACCUUUAACAUGAACAUGAAUCAAACGUAAUCAUUUUUUCUGGGUACAUGAUACCAUACAGCAUCCGUAUCAAACUUGCGCGGGCCGCACUAACAUUAAACUUUUAUAUCAAGGCGGGGGCUUCAAACUAGUGUCCUGCGGGCCACAUUUGGCCCGCGGGCCGCGUGUUUGAGACCCCUGGAGAAACCGGCAUAAUGCCAUAAGCCAAUUGAGUGUGCACACAGACAUUUAGCGUAGCUUGAACACUAAGUCCAUUGGAAUCAUGCAGGAAAUACACACAAAUAACACAAUUCAAUGGACAAAUAUGAAUAUUUAUUUAUUCAUUUUUGUAUUUUUCAUCAUGCCAGGGAGGUGAGACUCCAUGUCACAGGAAUGUACUACAGUUAUGGGAUCAGUAUACAGAGUUGUGGUCAGAAGUACACUCAUCAUGGGCAUUGUUAUUUAUUUGAACCAACAGUGGAAUAGUUGCAUAACAUAUUUUUUAUGUUUUUUUAAAACAAAGUGGGGGGUUCUUUUUGAAAGAUGAUUUUAUGCAGUUGUUAAAAAAAAAAAAGCAAAGUAUGUGCAUGGUGGUAAUCCUCCGACACUUGCCAAAUUCAAGUCUUGUAAAUUGAGGAUGUUAUGCAUAAUGCCAAAAACUUACCACUUCCACACGGAUAGGGAGGAUAACUAUUAACAGUUAUUUAACCUUUAACGUGAACAUUAAUCAAACGUAAUAAUUCAAAUUCCUAAGUUCUCGCAACUUAAUAGGGCACAUUUUUCCCAGGUGCCUGUGCUGUUCUGCUUUUGGAAUCAUUUUUGUGCCGAAUGUUCUUUCCUCGGAAUUAGUGUCUUUGGUUAUGGAUUGUAUUUUGAAUGAGCUUUCGGAGUUUUUUGAGUAUCUCAUUGCUUCCAUGUGCUGGUUUUCUAUAAUCAUAAUAUACGAGUGCUAAAUCCACCAUAUUUUGAUAAAACCUUUCCCCUCACCAACUGGACCAGCCAGUCCAGGGUCAUCUGGGAUAGGCUCCAGUAUACGCCCCCAAGCCUAAGGAGGCCCAAGCGGCAUUAAAAAUGUCCAUUGUCCGUUUGGAACAUCCGAUUGCGUCCAUGUUCCGGCCGUCUUGUCGUUCAUUUGAGGUGAAGAAGAAUUUGGAGGCAGUCCUGCGGCCCAGAACAUGAUGCUAACGCCGCCAUGCUGACAGAUGCUACAGUGUUCUUAGCUUUGAAAGACUCACAUUGUCUUCUCCAAACAUAUUUCUUGUCACUGUGGCCAAAUAAGUCAAUCUUUGUCUCGUGUGAUCAUAAACGGUGAAACUCAUCCAGAAGGAAUUUGACUUACGCAUGUGGGCCGCAGCAAAGUCAGUCAAAGGUGUCCAUUUUGGUUUUGGUCUGCAUCAUCUGGGUCCGUGGUGGUGUUAAAGGAUAUUUGUGGUGGACAGUUACUCUUACUGGUUCCUACGUUCUUCCUGGUCAUCUGAGUGGGACAGUUUAGGUCUUCUUUCAGAGCAUCCAAAGAACUUGGUCUUACUUACCUUCACAACGAGGGCUUUCCAGUCAUCCCUUGGCCAGACCUUUUCACAUCUGCAUCCAGGUCACGGCAUCGGCUGUUUCUUGGUCUGCUCCUCUAUUUUUGUCCUUGUGGAUUUGAAAAGAGGACACAAGAGGGGCGUGAGAAGUUUAUGACCAACCCAUCUCCAUAUCCUGUCCAGGUUACUGAAGGUAUCUGGCCAGCUUGCUAGUGGGAUUCGCCUGAGACACGUGUUGUUGAUAAAGGACGGGAUUUUCUUUCUUCACGGUGGUGACCGUUGUCGUCCAGGUUCUCACAGAAGAAUAAGACUUACCAUGGAGUUAAAGAUCCUGGUACUGGCGUUGCUAGGCGUUCAUCACCUGCUAUGAUUAUCUCCUCGAGGCGAGAGGCCGCUUGUCUCCAGAACAAGACCUCCACAUGCUUAUCACAUGUUGUAAGGUGAACAAGUGAGUGACAAAUUGGCAAUCGCACAAAAGGAGUUUGGAUGAUCAACUCCUAUAAAGUUGGGUUCGGCAGCUGUCCAGAAGUCCUCCUGAGCACUUGACAGUGUGAGCAACCACAGUGGAGUGUCUGUGUCUGGAGACCGUGAGUGGAAUGUAUUAAACAUUUAAGCAGGAAGCACAAAAUCGAAGAAAAGCAGCUGGAAUAGGUGCAGAUUCUGGAAGAUCUAGAAAGCUUUGUAUGCUGGUUUAUCGUGUGGAGCUGCUCAAUAUAAAGGGCGGGAAAAUGACCAUAAUAGGUCCCCUUUUAAUGCAUGGACACGCAUUUACACAUAGUUCAGUUCCAACUCAAAUAGUUCCGAUAGAAAUGUGAAAAUUGUAAAUAGUUCAUAGUGUUAUUUUUGUAAAUAAAUUAUUUUUAUGUAAAAAAAAAAUUGUGCUUUAGUCGUUUCGAAUUUUGAGUUGUCACAAAAGCAAAAAAAAUAUUGUGUCAAAGUGAAAGUUAUGCUUGAAAUGGAUCUUUUUUAUAAUAAGCUGGUUUUCUCACAUUUUUAGUCGGCAACUGAUAUUUUCCUGAAACCUAAAUAUGUUCUACUGCUGAUUGCGAAAGAACAGAAAUGGGUAGAAACCAUUUUUUUUCUGAUGAAAGACUUCUCUUUCUUUUGGUUUGGUUCUACGUUCAUAUAGCCAUAGAAUACAAUAAUCUGUGUGCCUUGAAAGAUCAUAAUCAUAAUCAUCAAAAAUGGCAGUGAAGCGGUCGCUUUUUUUUUUUUCUAAGGCGCUCUUGAACCUCGAGCACCAUUCAGUCAAAGAUGUUUUAUCACGUCAUGUCCACCAUGACGGUGGAUACAUUCAAAUGUCAACAUGUCAACUCAAUUCUUGUUUUUAAAAAUCAGUGACGAUAUAAUUUGUAGAAUUAUUCCACGCUGCAAAAAGAGCGGUUCAAAUCCCAUCGGAAAGAUGAGUGUAUAUAAACUUCUGAGCACAACCGUAUUUCAUAAGCUUCAUCGGGUUCUCCAAUGUUGUUGUUGGGUUUUGUUUUUUUUAAAUAAAGUUAUGAUGUAAAAAAUA